AGUUGUGGGCUUUUUGUUGGCAAACAAAGACGUAAGCGAGUGUGUUUGGCGAACACUGUCGCGAUGAGUUAAUGAGGAGCUGCAUUAACGUCGGCUUCAUUAUGAAAUGUUUUUAAAGUGUGAUGAGAGAAAGCCUGACCUCCCCCACCCCAGAUAAAGAUAGAGUUGGCUUGUUGUUAGCUGGCUCGGCUAAACAAACCCCGCUAGCCCGCGCUGAUCUUUUUAUAGCAGAGAGGGGGAGCCAGAGACUUACAGCAGACCGACAACCAACCUCUCAUCCCAACAACAGUCCCCUUAUUUUUUCUUCUUUUGAAGUUACCCCAAGCUAAGGAUUGAGUGAGAUGUGAGGGAUGGUCAGCGUAUAAAUAUCUCUGUGGAACUCUGUGUGCGUAAGACUUCUGUGCCCAGCCGUCAGUAUGAAUGGGGACAUGCCACAUGUGCCCAUCACAACCCUUGCUGGGAUUGCUGGUCUCACUGACUUGUUGAACCAGCUGCCCCUGCCCUCCCCUUUACCGGGCACCACCACUAAGAGCCUGCUGUACAACGGGCGUGUAGCUGAGGAAGUGGGGCAUCUGAUGGGCUGCAGGGAUGAAACUCUGGUCUCUCAGCUCGCCAGCGGCCUCAGCCAGGUCUCCACGGAGCACAUAGAGCUGAAGGACAGCCUUGGCAGUGAUGAGUUGGAGGGAGAUGUGCCAGUGCUGCUGCAGCUUUUGCUGUCUAGGAACCCCAACAUCUUCAGGAAUAAGACCGCACCCAGCACUCCCCAGUAUCCGGCCCAAGCGGGUAUAAGUCAGCAGUCAAUGGCACCGCCGUAUAAAAUCACGCAUGGUUCCAUGCAGGGAAGCCCAGCUUCUGCCAAUUACCAAGCCUCUAUGUCCCACAGCCCCUCUGGGCGUUUUGUGCCGGGGCAGUCUGGCUCUGGUGGGCGGUUUCUGCCUCAGCAGAGCAGCCCAGUGCCCAGCCCUUAUGCCCCUCAGAGCCCUGCUACCGGCUACAGACAGUACCCACACCCUCCAGCCUACAGUCAACACCAGCACCUACAGCAAGGUUCAGUAGCAAGCCCGAUGAUUCCUGGAGGCAUGAGAAAUGUUCAUGAGAAUAAGGAUCAGAUGAGGGCGGGUUUCACAUCUCACAUACUGCAGUCAUCUCCACCUUACACUCCUCCUUGCGACGGGGCUCAAGAACUGCAUCUGGGCUCCCCGGACAAGCAGCGCGGUCUAAAGCCCAACGAGGGAGAGCGUGACCCGGCUGAUAAGGCUACAGUGUAUGAUAUCGUGGGCUCGCCCACAAAAGACCCUACUAAGCUAAUCUUGAGGCAGUCACGGGGCAGGGCAGCAGAUGUGGACCUUGGGGGAAUGUAUCCCGGUUCGGACCCAGAAGGAGAACUUGUGGAGGCACUUGCCGCAAUAGAAAGAAUGGAAAGCGAAGCGGCCAUGGAAACGGAACGUGGCGCUAAAGAGGUGCAGGAUAAAGAUAAGCCUUUGAAGAAGCGCAAACAGGACUCUCACCCGCAGGAGCCUGGCGCAGCUGGCACAGCUGGUUCAGGCUCUGGGGCUCCAGGUGGAGGGGGAGGGGCUAACGCAGGGCAUAGGCUCGCCCCUCAGGAGGCCAGCGCCGCGGGCACCAGCGCCAGCCGCCCAGGCCUGCAAGUGAGCUUGGAGCAAGCGGGCAGAGUGGAGGACGCCUGCAUGGGCAUGCCCAUCCCUGCCAGCGAGGCUCAGCGCUGGCCUCAGGAGCCGCAGGAGGGCGUCACCCCGAAGGCCCUUAAACACAAGCAUGACCACGCUCCAGAACACCGGCAUCAGCCCGAUACCCCGCGGCAGAAACACAGACCCGAGGGCCGGCAUGGUGACGUCGGCACGCAACGUGCGGCUCAGUCUGGAAGCAAACCAGCCGAGCUUCCUCCAUACAUGCUGGGUGAAAACACCAGCUCGGGAGUGCUUAAGAACUUCACCAUUCCCAAAAUCAGGAAAGAUCUCGGAACAGGAGAUAUUCCAGAAGGGUGGAAGCAGCCGUGUGUGCGGCUGGAGAGGCUGGAACCAGAGGUGGAUGUAAAGAAGACUGUCAAGCCUGUGGUCGUUCUGCAGAAACUCUCCAUUGAUGAAGUUCAGCGGUUCAUGAGGGAAAGAGACUCGCGCGGCUCUAAGUCUGGCAAGAACAGGCUGUCCUCUGGGAGAUCUGGGAAAGGUGGAAUAGACCCGUCAGUGCUGAAAGAUCUUCCUCCUGAGCUGCUGGCAGAGAUAGAGUCCACCAUGCCUCUGUGUGAGCGGGUGAAGAUGAACAAACGCAAACGCAGCACUGUCAAUGAGAGGCCUAAGUAUGCGGAGGACAGCUCUGAGGACGAGGAGUACUCAUCUCGUAAACGCCAGAAGAAGGAUCGUGACAGAACGUGGGAGUUAGAGGAGCGCGACCGGAGGAGUUCAGGAGAGCAUCGAAGAGGAAGCUAUGACGCACGUAGAGGCUCAGGCAGCCGAUUCGACGACUCUGACCAAGAUUCACCUCCUCCCAGCCUUAGUGACGUUGCAAGACGUUUAAAGUCAAAGGAGAAGCAGAAGAAGAGGAAAGCGUAUGAGCCCAAGUUAACACCUGAAGAAAUGAUGGACUCUUCCACUUUUAAAAGGUUCUCGUUAAGUAUUGACAACAUCUUGGAGAAUCUUGAGGAUGUGGACUUUAAUGCUCAGGAUGACGAUGAAAUUCCUCAGGAGCUGUUGUUGGGGAAACAGCAGCUAAGUGAAUUAGGUAGUGAAUCUGCUAAGAUAAAAGCCAUGGGCAUCACCUGCAGGAUUCCUUCUGAUAAACUGGUGAAACUGUUGAAUAUUCUGGAAAAGAACAUUCUGGAUGGAGCCAGUCUUUCAACACUCAUGAAUCUCGAUAACGACGGAGAGGACGAGGAGCGUCUCUGGCGGGAUCUCAUCAUGGAGCGUGUGACCAAAUCAGCGGAUGCGUGUCUGACAGCACUGAACGUCAUGACAUCAUUACACAUGCCCAAAGCCGUGUACAUUGAGGACGUGAUCGAGAGAGUUCUGCAGUACACGAAGUUCCACCUGCAAAACACUCUCUACCCGCAGUAUGAUCCAGUCUACAGAAUUGACCCUAAAGGAGGUUCCAUGCUGAGCUCCAAAGCAAAGCGAGCCAAGUGCUCCACCGCCAAGCAGAGGGUCAUCGUCAUGCUCUAUAACAAAGUGUGUGACGUCGUCAGCAACAUCUCUGAGCUGCUGGAAAUUCAGCUGAUGACCGAUACGACAAUAUUGCAGGUCUCUUCGAUGGGAAUCACUCCAUUCUUUGUGGAGAAUGUCAGUGAGCUGCAGCUGUGUGCCAUAAAGCUGGUGACGGCGGUGUUCUCUCGUUAUGAGAAGCAUAGACAGUUAAUUCUAGAGGAAAUCUUUACCUCUUUGGCCAGACUGCCUACCAGCAAACGCAGCCUCAGGAACUUCAGGUUGAACAGUAGUGAUGCUGAGGGUGAGCCCAUAUACAUUCAGAUGGUUAGUGCUCUGGUGCUGCAACUAAUUCAGUGUGUAGUCCACCUGCCUUCUGAGAAAGACACUGAAGACGAUCACAAGAAGGUUGACGACGAUGUGUUCAUCACCAACUCGUAUGAAACGGCCAGACGGACGGCUCAGAACUUCCUUUCUGUCUUCCUCAAGAAGUGUGGCAGUAAACAGGGUGAGGAAGAUUACAGGCCGCUGUUUGAGAAUUUCGUGCAGGAUCUGCUGUCUACAGUCAACAAACCCGAGUGGCCCGCUUCAGAAUUACUGCUAAGCCUGCUGGGUAGAUUACUGGUGCACCAAUUCAGUAACAAGCAGACAGAGAUGGCAUUGAGAGUGGCAUCACUGGAUUAUCUGGGUACUGUAGCAGCCAGAUUGAGAAAAGAUUCUGUCACCAGCAGGAUGGACCAGAAAGCCAUCGACCGCAUCAUUAGAGAGAGCUCAGAGGGAGACGAGACUCAGCGGCUACAGAAAGCCUUAUUGGAUUAUAUGGAUGAAAAUGCAGAAACAGACCCUGCUCUCACAUUUGCACGCAAAUUUUACAUCGCUCAGUGGUUCAGAGACUGCACUACGGAGGCUGAGAAGGCCAUGAAGAGUCAAAAUCAAAAGGAGGAGGACUCUGAGGGCACGCAGCACGCCAAAGAGCUCCAGGCCACCGGAGACAUCAUGCAACGUGCAGAAACUCGCAAGAAAUUCCUCCACACCGUCAUUAAAUCAACUCCCAAUCAAUUUACUACUCUCAGGAUGAAUUCAGACACUGUGGAUUAUGAGGAUGCCUGCCUUAUCGUACGCUACUUGGCCUCCACCAGACCCUUCUCUCAGAGCUUUGACAUCUACCUGACACAGAUUCUGAGAGUGUUAGGGGAGAGCGCUAUAGCUGUCAGGACCAAAGCCAUGAAGUGUUUGUCUGAGGUGGUGGCUGUUGAUCCCAGUAUACUGGCCAGGUCUGAUAUGCAGCGUGGUGUUCAUGGCCGGUUGAUGGAUAACUCCACCAGUGUGAGGGAAGCAGCGGUCGAGCUCCUGGGACGGUUUGUGUUGAGUCGACCUCAGCUGACAGAGCAGUACUAUGACAUGCUCAUUGAGAGGAUACUGGACACCGGUAUCAGCGUGAGGAAGAGGGUGAUCAAGAUUCUGAGAGACAUCUGUUUAGAGCAGCCCAACUUCAGUAAGAUCACAGAGAUGUGCGUGAAGAUGAUCCGCAGGGUCAAUGACGAGGAGGGCAUCAAGAAACUGGUGAAUGAAACAUUCCAGAAGCUGUGGUUUACACCAACAGCCAACCACGACAAAGAGACAAUGAAUAGGAAGAUUCUCAACAUCACUGAUGUGGUCGCUGCCUGUAAGGACACUGGCUAUGACUGGUUUGAGCAACUCCUGCAGAACCUUUUAAAGUCAGAGGAGGACUCAUCUUAUAAGCCGGCCAGGAAGGCCUGUGUGCAGUUGGUGGAUAAUCUUGUGGAGUACAUCCUCAAAUACGAGGAGGCACUUGCAGAGCACAAGAGUGUGAACUCCACACGGUUGGUUGCAUGCAUCACCACACUGUAUCUGUUCAGUAAGAUCAGAGCGCAGCUGAUGGUCAAGCAUGCCAUGACUAUGCAGCCCUACCUCACCACCAAGUGCAGUUCUCAGAGUGACUUCAUGGUGAUUUGUAACGUUGCGAAGAUCCUGGAGCUUGUGGUUCCUCUGAUGGAUCACCCCAGCGAGAGCUUCCUGACCACCAUUGAAGAAGACCUGAUGAAACUCAUCUUAAAAUAUGGCAUGACCGUUGUCCAGUACUGUGUGAGCUGUUUGGGUGCGAUAGUGAAUAAAGUGACUCAUAAUUAUAAGUUUGUAUGGGCCUGUUUUAACCGUUAUUAUGGCGCUCUGACUAAGCUAAAGAUACAGCAUCAGGAGGGUACGAACAGCAUGGCACUCGCUGCCACCAAAGCAGCCCUGCUCAGAUCUCUCUUUACUGUGGGAGCUCUCUGCAGACACUUUGACUUCGACCUCGAGCAGUUCAAGGGCACCACUAAGGUUGUGAUAAAGGAAAAGGUUUUGGAAUCAUUACUGUACUUCACAAAUCACGAGGAUGAAGAAGUUAAAUGCAAAGCCAUCAUUGGGUUGGGGUUCCUGUUAAUCAUGCACCCAAGUCAGAUGUUCGUUCCAGAGGUGAAGUCUCUGUAUAACGGGCUCCUGUCUGAUAAGCGGAGCUCCAUCACGCUAAAGAUCCAGGUGUUGAAAAACCUCCAGAUGUAUCUCCAGGAGGAGGACUCUCGCAUGCAGGAGGCUGACAGAGAGUGGCAGAAAAUGUCAAAGCAGGAGGAUUUGAAAGAGAUGGGUGACAUCUCCUCUGGUAUGAGCAGCUCCAUCAUGCAGCUCUAUUUGAAGCAGGUGCUUGAGUCUUUCUUCCACACGCAGUCCAGCGUGCGACACUUCGCCCUCAAUGUCAUCGCUCUGACCCUCAGCCAGGGACUCAUACACCCCGUACAGUGUGUGCCAUAUCUGAUCGCAAUGGGGACGGACCCAGAGCCCACCAUGAGGAACAAAGCGGACCAGCAGCUGGUGGAGAUUGAUAAGAAAUACACUGGAUUCAUCCAUAUGAAGGCUGUAGCAGGCAUGAAGAUGUCGUACCAAGUGCAGCAGGCCGUCUUGGGAUCAACAGGACCUGUGAUCCGUGGUUUCCGUCAGGACGAGUCCAAUUCCGCUCAGUGUUCCCACCUCUACAGCAUGGUUCGCGCGAACAGACAACACCGGCGAGCGUUCCUCAUCUCACUGCUCAAUCUUUUCGACGACAGCUCGAAGAUUGAGGUGAACAUGCUAUUGUUCAUCGCUGAUAAUUUGGCGUACUUCCCCUAUCAGACUCAGGAGGAGCCGCUGUUCAUCAUGCAUCAUAUAGACAUCACACUGUCUGUGUCAGGCAGCAACCUGCUGCAGACAUUUAAAGAGUCUCUCGUUAAGAUUCCGGGCAGGAAGAGCAGGAAGAGGAGACGACGGCGGCGGCGGCAGACACAGCACCAGCCACAGCAACAGCACCAGAACGGUUCGGAAGAGGACAGGGGAGAGCAGGACGAGGAAAGAGAAAGGAACAGCGGAGAUGAAGACUAUAAUGAUGAUGAUUAUGAGGAGGAUGAGGAGGGGCAGCGGGUGAGGAAGCCCAAGCCCACGGAGUGCCCCAAGCAGUCGGAGUCAGAUUCUGAUUCUGACCUUGAUGAUGCCGAUGCUGUCAUGGAGCGUCUGCCUGAAGACGCAGCGUCUCUCCUGGACUUUGCUAGGGCAUCACAGGGCAUACUGUUACUGCUAGUGCUCAAACAACACCUCAAGAACCUCUACGGCUUCUCAGACAGCAAAAUUCAAAAGUACUCUCCCACGGAGUCAGCAAAGGUGUACGAUAAAGCCGUCAACAGGAAGACGUCGGUUAACUUCAGUCCACGGCAGACCAUCGACUUCCUCCAGAAUGAUGAGGUUCAUGAUGAGAUGACCUAUGAUCUGAAGAGGAAGAUUGUCAAACAGUACCUUGACUUUAAGUUGCUGAUGGAGCACCUGGACCCUGACGAAGAGGACGAGGAGGGAGAGACGAGUGCAACCGUGAGGAAUAAAGCCAUCACUGCACUGCUCGGGGGAGCAGCCACAAGCCCCCGAAACCACCACACUGUUGACUCAGAGGAUGAAGACAGUGAAGGAGAGGAGAGGACACCAGGGGCGUCUCGACGCGGGAGGCGCGCGGCCGACUCGGCGGACCUGCUGUUGACGAACAUGAACGAGUCCGUCAGCGCGCUGGACAUCAUCGCCAUCCACUGCCCCAAAUACCGAGACCGGCCACAGAUCGCACGCGUGAUCCAGAGGAACAGCGACGGUUACAACAUCCACUGGAUGGCGGGCUCGUACUCCAGCUCCUGGACCGAGGCGAAGCGGCGCGACGGACGCAAGCUGGUGCCGUGGGUGGACACCAUCAAAGAGACUGACAUCAUCUACAAAAAAAUCACACUCACCAGUGGCAACAAGCUCAACCACAAAGUGGCGCAGACUCUACGGUCACUCUACGCUGCCAAGGACAGGAACUCCAGCUAAUAAUACGUAAACGCAAGCACGCACAUACCUCCCAUUUCGGAUCCUCUCAGCCUAAUGCAACACACACACACAUUCUCACCGUCUCUCCGUAUACCAUCAUGCCUAUCAGCCAAACAUCUCCUGGGUCAGCCAAACACACACAAACACGAGCGGCUAUUCUACACUACAGACUCUUUCUCUCUCUGAUGCACUCUGGGUCUGGCGGUGACAUUUGGCCCUCUGCGCCAGAGUGCAUCGUCGUAUCGCAGGAAUAAAAUGUUUGGAGAAACAUUGUAUGGGUGCUCCUUCGCUGUUGUGCAGCAGAUUUCUGGUUGUUUGAUUUCUACUCCCAGUGUAUCAUAGUUUAACAUAAAAAUAUUGUUUAUAUCUAUAAAAGAAAUUUAAAUAUAUACUGAAUGUUGAAAGAAUUAGUUUGUUGAUGUUUUUACUUUAUUCCUUCCUUUUUUUUUCAUUUUUCUUUUCGGAUUUCUUAGCGUCAAGCGGCUUUCUAUAGCUUAGCUCCUUCUUUACUGGCUGACGAUGACGAUUCUCUCUGUUGAGCUGUUUGUCCAUUUUGUACGAUAGCACCGUGUGGCUGUAAUUUAUUGUGUAUAGCAUGCAGUGUCUGUGAGGAGGGCUGUGUCGAAGGAGAUUUGCGAUUACAGGUCGCCCUGCUCAGCGUAAAGGGACCCACAUGCCUCUGAUGGAACAAAUACUGCAAUAAAUUUUCUACUUCUCUUA
This is a messenger RNA of Labeo rohita (rohu), 8249 nucleotides long. RefSeq names its product NIPBL cohesin loading factor a (gene nipbla). The record is from RefSeq and is a predicted model, not a curated record. Gene Ontology annotation, cellular component: Scc2-Scc4 cohesin loading complex. NCBI's taxonomy places the organism in Eukaryota, Metazoa, Chordata, Actinopteri, Cypriniformes, Cyprinidae. Gene Ontology annotation, biological process: establishment of protein localization to chromatin; embryonic viscerocranium morphogenesis; digestive tract development. Gene Ontology annotation, molecular function: chromatin binding.